Protopterus annectens (West African lungfish) is the source of this 552-nucleotide messenger RNA. Its product is annotated as duodenase-1-like. Gene Ontology annotation, molecular function: serine-type endopeptidase activity. NCBI's taxonomy places the organism in Eukaryota, Metazoa, Chordata, Ceratodontiformes, Protopteridae. The coding region runs from base 55 to 552 and encodes 165 amino acids. The record is from RefSeq and is a predicted model, not a curated record. The transcript has 5 exons. Gene Ontology annotation, biological process: proteolysis.
GUUUAACUGUUGAGUUAAUAGCUACCUGCUGUUACUGUGCCCAACAUCUGAACAAUGAAGUGUCUGAACUGGGUGUUCCUUUGCUGCCUGAUACAGAUUAUUAUGGUACAAGCAAGAAAGCCUCCAAACUUCCUGAAGAGUCAUAUUAUUGGAGGACAGGAAGCAAUCCCUCACAGCAAACCCUACAUGGCUUAUCUGUCUAUAAAUACUUCAUGCGGUUUAAUGGCUUGUGGUGGGUUUUUGGUUGGACCCGACUGGGUGAUGUCAGCAGCUCACUGUGGCAUUGAUAGCAGAAACAUAACUGUACUGUUGGGCGCUCACAACAUAGCACAGCAAGAGGAAUCACAGCAAACCUUUGGAGUGCAGCAAGUUUACAUCCCCCCUCUUUAUGUUCAUGAAACUGCAGAGUCUGGUAAUGACAUUAUGCUCUUGAAGGUGAGACACACAGAUGUGCCUCUCACCAGGCUGAAUGAGGAGAAAGUCACAGAUUUCUGGCUAGUAGAGCUGGGAAUACAAAACUUGUUUGGAGAGCUGAGAGAAAGUCCUGCAUAA